AUGCGAUGCGCGAGCAAGGCCGCCGAGAGCGCGUCUGCACGUCUCUGUGCGGACGCCGAAGCAGAAACUACAGCAACUGAUAUCCCAUCGGUUGCUGAAUCGACUCAGCCUGUAUCACCUGGUGAUGCAGGCGCUGGUCAUGAAGACACUCGUGUCUUCACAGAGUACGAGCUCGGUGUCUCGUACUCUCCUGAUACGGAUGACGGAUCCGUAUCGACGGCAAUUGAAUCCAAGCCGCCUGCCAAGCGUGGCAUGGACGAUGCUUUGCGUCGCAGCAUCUUUGGUUCAUCUGAUGAGUCAGAUGAACCAUCGCCGAAGCGAAGGCGCUCGAGGUCGCGAGACUCGGGCGCUAAUAGUGGUGUCGUUUCUCCAAUGGACACCACUUCACAGCGAGGUGCCAGUACUUCUGUCGGCACGUCGCAGGAAGAGCGGGACCGCAAUGUGUUGCGUCUCGCUCCAGAAAAGAAGGCAUGGAUGCCUCCUAAAUUCGUCAUGGAUCACUUGUCGGCGACGACGAGUGAUCGUUAUCGAACACGAUUGUUCGAUUCGUCAAGGAUCCAUCACCUUGACCCCAGCGCGAAAGACUAUCGCGCUGAACAUGAGUUCUUCAUCGAUGCUUUCUUCAGACAUCGAUGGUACAGUGGGAAUCACAAACGUGAUGGUCCCUCACUACUUCAGGCGUGGAACGCCUACAUCCAUAAUCUCGAGGAUGUAGGUCGUGACGCUUGGAACGACAAACUUAUCAAAGCUCGUGAUAAGUUUGAAAAGCGAACCCCCGACAGGUGCACGCUAUAA
Molecule: messenger RNA, 795 nt
Organism: Peronospora matthiolae
Lineage: Eukaryota; Oomycota; Peronosporomycetes; Peronosporales; Peronosporaceae
Source: the annotation of a GenBank genome assembly